This is a messenger RNA of Alosa alosa (allis shad), 1776 nucleotides long. It is a transcript of the gene eif2s3, whose product is annotated as eukaryotic translation initiation factor 2, subunit 3 gamma. Gene Ontology annotation, cellular component: eukaryotic translation initiation factor 2 complex; cytosol. Bases 41 to 1459 code for a protein of 472 amino acids. Gene Ontology annotation, molecular function: tRNA binding; translation initiation factor activity; GTPase activity. The transcript has 12 exons. NCBI's taxonomy places the organism in Eukaryota, Metazoa, Chordata, Actinopteri, Clupeiformes, Clupeidae. The record is from RefSeq and is a predicted model, not a curated record. Gene Ontology annotation, biological process: positive regulation of translational fidelity; formation of translation preinitiation complex.
CGAUUUAUUUGGACUACUUUAAUUCCUUUUUCCGUUCAAGAUGGCGGGUGACGAGUCUGGAGUAACGCUGGGCCAGCCACAUCUAGCGAAACAAGACCUUGGUAGUUUAGAUGUGAGCACACUGACUCCGCUAUCCCCCGAGGUCAUUAGCAGACAGGCCACCAUCAAUAUUGGUACUAUUGGUCAUGUGGCUCACGGGAAGUCUACUGUGGUGAAGGCCAUCUCGGGUGUCCACACCGUCAGGUUCAAAAAUGAGCUCGAGAGGAAUAUCACCAUCAAAUUGGGAUAUGCCAACGCUAAGGUCUACAAACUGGAUGACCCCAGCUGCCCUCGGCCUGAGUGUUACAGGUCAUGUGGAAGCAGCACACCUGAUGAAUUCCCCACAGACAUUUCUGGCACUAAAGGCUACUUUAAACUUGUCAGACAUGUUUCAUUUGUAGACUGUCCUGGUCACGACAUUCUGAUGGCCACUAUGUUGAACGGUGCAGCUGUCAUGGAUGCUGCUCUUCUUCUAAUUGCGGGGAAUGAAUCCUGCCCACAGCCUCAGACAUCAGAACAUCUGGCUGCCAUCGAGAUCAUGAAGCUGAAACACAUCCUGAUCCUGCAGAAUAAGAUUGACCUGGUAAAGGAGAGCCAGGCCAAGGAGCAGUACGAGCAGAUUCUGGCCUUUGUGCAAGGCACUGUGGCAGAGGGAGCCCCCAUAAUUCCAAUUUCUGCACAGCUCAAGUACAACAUUGAGGUGGUUUGUGAGUACAUUGUGAAGAAGAUUCCUGUGCCUGUUCGGGACUUCAUCUCUGAGCCCCGCCUAAUUGUCAUCCGAUCCUUUGAUGUCAACAAACCCGGCUGUGAAGUAGAUGACCUGAAAGGGGGUGUGGCCGGUGGAAGUAUUCUGAAAGGAGUGCUGAAGGUGGGACAGGAGAUCGAGGUCAGGCCUGGUAUCGUCUCAAAGGACCAUGAAGGCAAGCUGAUGUGCAAGCCCAUCUUCUCCAAGAUUGUGUCCCUUUUUGCAGAACACAACGACCUUCAGUAUGCUGUGCCUGGUGGCCUGAUUGGCGUGGGCACUAAGAUCGACCCAACACUGUGCAGAGCUGACCGCAUGGUGGGGCAGGUCCUGGGUGCCGUCGGAGCAUUGCCCGAGAUCUUCACCGAGCUCGAGAUCUCGUACUUCCUGCUGCGACGGCUACUGGGCGUGCGCACUGAAGGGGACAAGAAGGCGGCCAAGGUUCAGAAGCUGUCAAAGAACGAGGUGCUGAUGGUCAACAUAGGAUCUCUGUCGACUGGCGGUCGCGUGAGCGCAGUGAAGGCUGAUCUGGCCAAGAUUGUGCUCACAAACCCUGUAUGCACAGAAGUAGGAGAGAAGAUUGCCCUGAGUCGCAGAGUGGAGAAACACUGGCGUUUGAUCGGUUGGGGACAAAUCAGGAGGGGAGUGACCAUAACACCCACAGUGGACGACGACUGAGACGUCUGCUGAGAGAGUGUGUGUGUGUGUGCGCGCAUUGGAAGGCUUUUGUCCCCCAUCAACGAGACAACAUGCUUAUUAAACCAUUUUACUACACCAUGCAGCCAGUGAGCUGCAGAGUUCAGGGCAAAGGGAGGGAGCUGAUCUCUCAAGAGGGGAGAGAGGGGGGAAGGUCUUGUGUUGAGAUGAAAUGUGAUCUUGAUGGCAAGACUGGCCUGAUUUCUACAUGCUACCCAAAGCUAAUGGCAGGGUUUCACAGGUUUGACAACUAUAGUGAACAUCUUUCAAUUAUAUCUAAUAAAAUGUUUUGGAUCAAA